GGCAUCUGACUGCUGGCAAUAACAAUACAAUGUCGAAUGAAUUUAAAUUUCAAAUUUUACUCAAAGAGAUACACAAGUGAACCAACGCUCGCGAAUGACCUCCCACUGACGGCCACUCGAGCAAAUGCGGUUUUCGCGCAGCACCGGUUGCAAUAUCGGUGAUCAUAGGCUCACGAGAUGAUAGUGCAUAACAUAGAGUGAUCGAUGAAAAGGCGCACCCUCGCGUCGAAGGAUAUUUCAAAUUGAACAGGUGGCAACUUAUUGAACUUUACGCGUUCCCAUAAAUUCAUCUACAGAUGAUUUAUUAUUUUCCAACGUAUUCUCCGAGUUAUUCACGGAACAAGUGUGAAGAUAAUUCGAUGAGAAAAACACUAAUUGGAGGAUACAACCGGCAGUAAGUCAGUUGAGUGGAACGCGACAAGACGAGCGGCGUUCGAGUGGAACAAACAUUGCAUUUAUUUAUGCUUGAGCUAGUUUUAUCUCAGCCAUGAGCGUAACUAGAAAUUUACAAAUUAUGACAUUCUCAGUACUCCAGAGCUGCUGGCCGGCAGGCAAAUGACAGCAAAACCACCGUAAAUUUCGACGAAUUAUCAUUCCGUCGCUAAUAAACUACGAAACAACAGCGCGCUGGCGAGGAGGCUACAAAUGAUUGCAAGUUAAACAUCGCCAUCUUUAUCAUCGCGACUAGGCAAAAACAUCAAACUUAGCGAGAGCCUCGAGUGAACACACAAGUGAAUCCAUGUUACACAAGUGGCGGAAGAAGUGAGUGAUAGUGGUUUCAUAACGUAAGGGAGAUGCAGAAGGUGCAAAAUUCUGCUAAAAUCACCCCAGAAGUGAAAUCAUCAGAAUAAGUGUAGUCCAAAGUGCCAAAGAAAAAAAAAUGUCAUACAGCUACGACACAACGGGUCGCUCCGGCAGCCAAAGCUCGAUAUACGACUACCCGGAACAUCUGAAUCCUUUCUACGAAGACGAGAACCAUAAGCGUUUGCGAUUUUGGAACUUCCGAUCACUUAAGCCGAAAUCAGAGCGUCGCGGUAGUCUGUCCAGCAUUAGAGAUGGCCUGAGAGAUAUGUGGGAAUUUAAAACAUUUCGCGUCAAAAAGAAACGCGCAUCGUCGCUAGGAGUUACAAAAACAUCGGAAAGUCCACCACCGCUACGGAGGAAUGAACAUGAUUUGCAUUACAACACAAUCAGUAAUGCCUCGGCCUACCGGAACACGAUCAAUACCGUAGGACACAAUCCACGGUACACGCAGUCCAACACAACCACUCCGCUGUUUCAACGCAACUCGUGUUACCGCAGCUCAUUGCAGGACCAGUCGAGGAACAACGGAAUUGGCCUCUAUAGGAACGAUCGCUAUCGAAGCACAAUCCAGAAUGGGUACGCGACAUAUAGCGGUAACGGCAUGGUUACAUCGACCCCUCGGUCCCGAUAUGAUAACGUCGCCACCAGCGGACGUGGAAUGACUGCAGGGGUUUCACAAUCUAGUCUAAAAAGCACCAACCCCUUCGAAGAAGAUGACCUCGAUGAUAGUGUCUCAUUGGCCGAGAGCUGCAUCAGUGCCGGCGGAACCGUGCGGCAAAGUAUGACAAGGCCACGCAAGAAGCGACGAGCUCCUGCGCCUCCACCAAGAUCGGUAAAUACUUCGAGAGACUCUUCAGAUGCAUCCCUCCUCGCUACGAGAUUAACAAUUGAAGAGACCGCACCGUCGGAAAGCUUGGAAAAUAUUCGAGAUCUAACCAACCUCACGGCGGAGAUUGAAUCAUUUGUACGGACAACUUCAGACGAUGAGUCGAACAAACCUUCCCCUGAAAAGGUCGACCAUAGUAACAACGAUGAAACCUCAAGUGAUUCCAACAACAAUAAUGUCACGGAACGUAUAAUAUCUACCACCACGCAUGAAACUACAGAGAUCAAACAGCUAACAUCCGAAAACAAUCAUGAUCGAAUCAACCGUGAGGUGGCGUGUGAGGAGUCAUCCAACGCAUCGGUACCGAUUUCAGCAACAGCCGCUCCCAUAGAUAUACCAGAACCAGUUGAAGAGAUAUCUCAAAUAGAAGUACUGAAAAUUGUUGAAGAAACAAAACAUUCGACACCACCCCAACCACCCCCGAGAGCAAGGGUCCCUCCGCCGCCGAUACCACAAACGCCACCAUUACUAUCCGAAGAACUGGAUUUUGAAAAUUUGUCGCUUCCGGAAACCCCAGUCCCAGCUCGUCGUCAAAACAGAAAUCGCUAUCCAAACACGGAAAACGGGGACAUUCUGAGAAUCACGGAAUCCUCGGACUCCGUCACCACUAUCACCCCUGAAGAGGAGGAAAACAUGGAAUCCAAAGUGAUCAAACAUGUAAACUACGAGUUCGAAUACAAGGUGGAACCCAUCAAAACGAAAAUAAGCGAAAAAAUCGAUACGGCGCGCAUGAAGAUAAGUGAGUCAUCAGGCGAUAUCAGUUCGCUUCCGAACGCGGGCACCGAAAGGCGACGCUCGGUUCGAGAUAUCAUCGAAUCAAUCAACAAGAGCCAAAGUCUUCUGAAGGGCAACUAUGAAUCGACGGGCACUCUGUAUUCCGCGCAAUCGAGCGAUAGUGUCAAUCGCAGCAUUAGGGAACUGAACGAGCGGGAAAAGGAAAUCCAACGGAUGCUACGCGAGAUGGACGCCAAUUUGAACGACGAGCCGGUGCCAGAAUUGCCACAACCAGUCCAACCCACCAAAAAACGUGGAUCGUACUACGACAACGUACCGGAAACCGACGAAAAUAUGGACAACCUGGAGGAUCGCAACAAUCUGUUGAGUAAAUCGGAAAUGCGAUCGAAGAAGAGCCCAACCAAAUCGCUAGGCAUUGAACCCAACGAGGAAGUACAAUUUCAAGAUUGCAUCGACUGGAAUCCGUUGCCCAAGCCCCGAAGAAGUCGUCAUUUUCCCGAACCUGUCAGUCAAACGUCAUCCGCGACGACGGGUAGUGUUUUGACGGCAGUUAACCACAAUAACAAUGUGAACAAUGAAAGUUAACUGCUGGCAGAAGGUGAAAUAAAUGAUUUAUUUUUUUUUUGUUUAUUUAUUGAAAUAAUCAUUUGCUGUACCAAACAGAGGUUGUCUUGAUCCUACAGAUAACUACUUUAGGGUUGGAGAUUAGUUGGGAUUGAUGUAUGUAUGUUACUGAGAGCUUACUGAAAAGAAUCUAAAUAAAUUCGUAGAUGCCAAAAGGA
Toxorhynchites rutilus septentrionalis is the source of this 3207-nucleotide messenger RNA. RefSeq lists its product as uncharacterized. The record is from RefSeq and is a predicted model, not a curated record. NCBI's taxonomy places the organism in Eukaryota, Metazoa, Arthropoda, Insecta, Diptera, Culicidae. The coding region runs from base 881 to 3010 and encodes 709 amino acids. The transcript has 6 exons.